Molecule: messenger RNA, 1371 nt
Organism: Zophobas morio
Lineage: Eukaryota; Metazoa; Arthropoda; Insecta; Coleoptera; Tenebrionidae
Product: aminomethyltransferase, mitochondrial
Exons: 4
Coding region: 123-1346 (407 amino acids)
Biological process (GO): glycine catabolic process
Cellular component (GO): mitochondrion
Molecular function (GO): protein binding; aminomethyltransferase activity
Source: RefSeq, a predicted model, not a curated record
UCGCCAAACACCUAAACCCCUGGCUUAUUGAUUUCGCUAAUCCCACACCAUGCGGUUGUUAUCACAAAUUCACCUGCUCCGCAGCAGUCGAACCCGGUCCUGAUAAAAAUCAGUCGUUGGAGAUGUUCGCGAGGGUACUGAGGAACAUUUGCCGGAAUGAGGGCGCCUCGAGGGUGCUUCGGAAGGGUUUCGCCACCGAGGGCAAGGGCGAAGUGACCGCCCUGUACGAAUUCCACGUGGAAAACGGCGGGAGAAUGGUCAACUUCGGGGGGUUCAUGCUGCCGGUGCAGUACGCGGACCUGGGGAUCGCAGCUUCGCACCUGCACACGAGGAAGAGUGCUUCGAUGUUCGAUGUUUCGCAUAUGCUUCAAACGGAAAUUGUGGGUGCCGACUGCCUCCCUUACAUGGAGUCCAUCUGCACCGCCGACCUCCAAAACCUCCCCCCCAACUCCUCCAUCCUCACCGUCUUCACCACCCCCGAAGGCGGCGUCCUCGACGACCUCAUCAUCACCAAAAUCUCCGACGACCACCUCUACGUCGUGUCCAACGCCGCGAUGAAAAAACAAGACCAAGCCCACCUCCUCCAGGCCCUAGACAACCACAAAAAAGCCAACCCCGCCACCGAAAUCAAAAUCAAGUUUUUCGACCCCCAAGAACGAGGCCUCGUGGCACUGCAGGGACCUAAAGCCGCUCAAGUCCUGCAAAAACUGACCGACAUCGACCUCUCCACCCUCUACUUCAUGACCUCGUCCGAGGCCACGGUGUGCAGCGCCGGCGCCUGCAGAAUCACCAGGUGCGGCUACACCGGAGAAGACGGCUUCGAGAUCUCCAUGCCGGCGAUUAAGGCUGUGGACAUUUCGAGGGAAAUUCUGCGGAAUGAGGACGUGAAGUUGGCGGGGUUGGGGGCGAGGGAUUCUUUACGGUUGGAGGCGGGGCUGUGUCUCUACGGAAGCGACCUGACCGCCGACACCACCCCCGUGGAGGCGGCCUUGACGUGGUUGAUCUCGAAACGUCGGCGCGAAGCGCGGGAUUUCCCGGGGGCGGAUGUGAUUUUGGGGCAGAUUAAAGAAGGAUCUGUGAAGAAGAGGAUAGGGUUGGUGGCGGAUUUGGGGCCUCCGGCCCGUCAUGGGACCGUUGUGGUUGACGGUGAUGGUAACGACGUGGGUUCGGUUACGUCCGGGUGCCCUGCACCCAGUCUCGGGAAGAAUAUUGCCAUGGCGUAUGUCCCUACGGAGCUGAGUAAGGCCGGGACUCAGCUGAGGUUGAGGGUUCGUGAUAAGUUGUAUGGUGCUGUGGUGACGAAGAUGCCCUUCGUCCCUUCGAAUUACUACACAAGACCUAAAUGAUCGGUUAAUAAAAGUGUGUGAUGAA